UCUUUUUCUUGAUACACCCACCUUCAUCUAUCUUUCUGUGUUUGAUUACGUUCACAUGGUUAUCUGUCUUUGAUUUUUUACCCUCUUAAUCGGUGGAAUCUUGAUUCAAUUCUUCUCUAUCUCGUAAACAGCAGCCAGCAACCUGCGAGUCAAUACAGAACCGCCAAAGUUCUUCCCAUUUAGCGACUUCAAUUAUCCAAUAUUUCCCCCUUACAGUUUAAACGGUUUCUGGCUCAAGGAACAUAUUUCUGAAUUUGAGUUCUUCAAUUCGCUUCUGGUGUUGCAUCAAUUUGGGACAGCGUUGAUUCGGGAUAUGCUACUUUUGUAAUUGCUACACAAUAAUUCACGAUCUGUCAAACAGGACUUAUAUCUUGAUCCAAUGGCGGAAAAGUUGCUGAUGACUCAUUGUUCAAGCUUCCUGUUGCCACCGCCCUUCACCAACGGCAAAAACAGCUCUUCUCCGACAACUUACGCACUUAUCAUCCUUAACCAACACCUCCCUCGCUUUUCACCUUUGCUCUGGGAUCACGCAAAAAUUCGUCUUUGUGCUGAUGGCGGAGCUAAUCGUUUAUUUGAUAACAUGCCGGAGCUCUUUCCUCUUGAAGACAAUGCCUCCCUUAUCCGUGAAAGGUACAAGCCGGAUGUAAUUAAAGGAGACAUGGAUUCAAUCCGACCCGAUGUUUUAAGUUUCUACAAAGAUCUGGGUACGGAGAUCGUAAAUAAUUCUGAUGACCAGGACACCACCGAUCUACAUAAAUGCAUUACAUAUGUACGUGAUUUCGUGUCUGAUGAAGAUAAGCCCAAUUUGUGCAUACUUGUUGCGGGAGCACUUGGUGGAAGGUUUGAUCAUGAAAUGGGAAACGUUAACACCUUGUGCCACUUCUCAACGACCCGAAUAAUUCUUUUGUCCGAUGAUUGCCUCAUCCAACUUCUUCCUAGUAGCCAACGUCAUGAGAUCCAUAUCCAGUCGUCUGUUGAGGGCCCACAUUGUGGUCUUAUUCCCAUCGGUGCGCCGUCAGGAAGUUCUACAACCACAGGGCUCCAAUGGGAUCUCGAUGAUACGGAAAUGAGAUUUGGUGGUCUUGUGAGCACGUCGAACAUUGUCAAUGGAGAAAUAGUUACCGUGCGAUCUGAUUCCGAUCUUCUGUGGACGAUCUCUCUUAAAAAGCAGCCAUGAAAAUGAAGAAGAAGAAGGCAAGCUCCAUGAUUCAAGAAACCUCAUUGUUUCAGUCUCUGUUUGUAGAUUUACAAUCCAUCCAUCCAAAUAUCUCUUCUUGUUUGCUGGGAAUUAUGACAACAAUUACAAUUACUUGCUUUUAUGUAGAUUAUAUAUACAGAUUUUAAGCCAAAACUUCAAUACUUAAGACUCCA
Cynara cardunculus var. scolymus (artichoke) is the source of this 1371-nucleotide messenger RNA. Its product is annotated as thiamine pyrophosphokinase 1. Gene Ontology annotation, biological process: thiamine diphosphate biosynthetic process; thiamine metabolic process. Gene Ontology annotation, molecular function: thiamine binding; ATP binding; thiamine diphosphokinase activity. NCBI's taxonomy places the organism in Eukaryota, Viridiplantae, Streptophyta, Magnoliopsida, Asterales, Asteraceae. The transcript is spliced from 8 exons. The record is from RefSeq and is a predicted model, not a curated record. The coding region runs from base 380 to 1177 and encodes 265 amino acids.